AUGGCCGAGCCCGCGUUACAAUCACUACGCACCAUAAGCGAACAGGUCGGAAGCACCAUCCGUCCGUACGUCAUUCCCUUCGCCGUCAUCCUCGCUAUAGUCAUCCCCAUCAAUCUGGCAUUCCAGUCGAACCCCAGUCUGCUCUCCAGCGGCUGGAGCAGCGGCGGAGGCUCGGCAGCGUCGCUUCCGUACCAGCCUCCUAGCCUCGGAUGGGCUGCAUUUCUGUUUCCAAGCAUGAGCGGCAUUGACGCGGCCAUUUGCCGUGCAGAGGAGAAUUACUGGGAGAACCUUGUGCUGAGAAGGAAGGCGUGCAAGGGAACGCUGUACCCGCCACCAGCAUCGAUGACAGAUGUCGUCAUGAAAACUCUCGUGCUCAUCCCCACGUACCCGUGCCCGGCGAACGAGCGCAUUGGGGAGUGGGGGGACGGUGGGAAGUGGACUUGCCUGCUGCCAGGCGCUAUUCAGAAGAAUCCCAUUGUGUACAGCAUUGGCAGCUUCGGGCAGUACUCGUUUGAAGACUCAAUCUACAAGAUUCUGCACGUGCAGCCACACACGUUCGACCCGUUCCUCGUUCCCGCCACCGCUGCCCGCAUGCAAAACGUCUCUUGCCUCCACUUCAACCCCAUCGGCCUCUCGGCUGCCUCCGAGCUCCAAAACUACACCGCCAAGUUCCCUACCAUGCAGUUCAUGACUCUGGGAGGGAUCAUGCAGCUGUUGAAUCAUACAUAUGUUGACGUUUUCAAGAUUGACUGCGAGGGGUGCGAGGAGGCUCUGAUUCCUGAGAUUGGGGAGGCGAAUGGGAAUGCGGCUUCGCAGCUGAGUUUGCACGGGGGGACGCUGCCUUUUGGGCAGAUCUUGGCUCCUGCUCUCGAAUGGACUGGGAGGAUGUUUUCCAGUAUGAGCGGCUUCGACGCUGCGUUAUGCCGAGCAGAUGCAGUUUAUUGGAAGAACAUUGCUCGCCGGAAGGAGGCGUUGAACGGCGUGCUACAGCCCAAGAUGUGGAACCCCGUGCGCAUGAAGGAGCUGGUGCUCAUCCCCACAUACCCGUGCGCCAUCAACGAACGCAUCGGCAAAUGGGGGGACGGCGGAAAGUGGACGUGCCUUCUGCCCAACGCCAUCCAAAAGACUAACCCCGUCGUGUACAGCAUUGGGAGCUUUGGCAUGUACUCGUUUGAGGAAUCCAUGCACAACAUACUAGGCGUGAAGCCCUACACCUUCGACCCCUUUCUUAAUCCGACCAACUUGGAAAUUAUGAAAAACCUCACAUGCCUUCACUUCAACGAAAUCGGCAUGUCUGGGGCGGCAUCUCUCGCCGGCUACAAGAAAAACUCCCCAGACAAAAAGUUUUUGACGCUGCCCGAAAUGAUGAAGGAGAUGGGGCACACUUAUGUGGACGUGUUCAAGAUUGACUGCGAGGGGUGCGAGGUGGAAAUGAUUAAGGACUUGGGAGCCGCGUAUAUGAACACGGGGAAUAAGCUCGCGCUGCACGGAGGGAAUCUGCCGUUCGGACAAAUCCUCAUCGAGUUGCACAACAUGAACAGUGCCCCUAUAUCUCUCGAGACCUUCUACACUCUCGAGAAGCUGGGCUAUCGCAUGUUCAGCAUCGAGUACAACCCCUACUGCCCCAUGUGUGUCGAAAUGAGUCUCAUUCACGAGAGCCUUGAGAACAUUGAGCGCAGGCGCAAGGAGUUCAAAGGCGCGCUAUUGCCGAUGCUGGGCAACCCCCGGUUUGAGAACGUUGAGCGCCGGCGCAAGGAGUUCAACGGCGACCUACAGCCGAUGCUGGGCAACCCCGUGCGAAUGAAGGAGCUGAUCCUCGUGCCCACGUACACGUGUCCCCUCAACGAGCGCAUCGGGAAAUGGGGCGAUGGCGGGAAGUGGGCGUGCAUGAUGCCGUCUGUCAUCCAGAAGAAAGAUCCGGUCGUGUACAGCAUUGGCAGCUUUGGAAUGUUCUCGUUCGAGAAGGAGAUGCACCAAAUGCUGCGCACCAUGCCCUACACAUUCGACCCCUUCCUCCCCCCUGAAAAGCGCAACAUCAUGGCCGCCCUCCCCUUCCUCCACUUCAUCGAAAUCGGCCUCUCCGGAACCGCCUCCCUCCCCGUCUACCGCACAAGAUUCCCCGAGAAAAAGUUUGCGACGCUGCCCGAGAUGAUGGGGCAGUUCGGGCACAGCUACGUGGACGUGUUCAAGAUUGACUGCGAGGGGUGUGAGGUUGAGUGGAUCAAGGACCUUGGCAAGCUGUAUAACAACACUGGGAAGAGGCUGGCUGUGCAUGGGGGGAAGCUUCCUUUCGGGCAGAUCCUCAUCGAAUUCCACAACAUGGACAAGAGCGUCAAGACUCUCACAAUGGUCUACACGCUCGAGAAUCUCGGCUAUCGCAUGUUCAGCAUCGAAUACAACCACCGCUGCGCCGUGUGCUGUGAGAUGAGCUUCAUUCACGAGAGCCUUGUGCGCCCAGAUAGUGCCACCGAUUGCCGCCCGUUCCUGGCUCCCCCGCUAGAGGACAAGCUGGAAGUGGAGGUGCCUGGCAGCAAGGUGGCUGCUGAGGAGAUUGAAAAGGAGAAGAAGGGAGAGGACAAUGAAGAAGAGGAAGAGAAGGAGGAGACGGCAAGCGAGAAGGUUGUUGGAAACAGGAAGGUGAAGGUUGGAGGGAAGGGCAAGGAGGACGGGAGCAGCAAGGGGACUAGCAAGGUGACCAGCAAGGGGAGCGUGAAGGAAAGAAGUACCAAGGUGGGGAAGAAGAUCAGCAAGGAGAAGAGCAGCAAAACGAGCAAGAAGGAAACCAAGGAGGAGGAGGAAGAGGAGUGA
Molecule: messenger RNA, 2808 nt
Organism: Closterium sp. NIES-65
Lineage: Eukaryota; Viridiplantae; Streptophyta; Zygnematophyceae; Desmidiales; Closteriaceae
Source: the annotation of a GenBank genome assembly